UCGCUCGUGCGGGCCUAGGGAGAGAGGGUGGUACCGCCAGCUUCUCCUUGGCCUGGGAGGACGGCUUGGAUUUGUCCGUGUCUCGAGACAGCUACAGACUGUCACCUGGGAUAUCUAGCUGAGGUCUUCCUGGCAUACCUUCGUGGUCUGGCUGUAUCCUGAACAAGGACAAGCCAUUAUGAUGUUGGGACACAGCUGCCGUUUACUCUUCUGUGCCUUUCUCCUGAGUCUACUUCCAUGUUCCUUCACCUUGCGCUUAAAAUAGCCUUGUGUAUGCAAAGAAGCUUUUUCAUUCAGAUGUCCUUAGCGAUAAUAUGGAUCAGUCUGGAGUUCUCCUCUGGGUAAAAGCAGAACCCUUUAUAGUGGGUGCCUUGCAGACUCCCCCUCCCUCCAAAUUCAGUCUUCACUAUCUCAAGAAGAUAGCCACCUACGUGCGAACCCGGUAUACAGAGAGAGCUUACCCACGCCUGUACUGGUCCACAUGGAGGCAUAUUGCGUGUGGGAAACUGCAGUUGGCCAAGGAUGUGGCGUGGCUUUACUUCGAAAUAUUUGAUAGCCUUUCGAUGAGGUCACCUGAGGAGCGCCUGGAGUGGUCUGAGAUCCUGUCUAACUGUAUAUCUGAGGACGAAAUCGAAAAGCAGAGAAAUCAGGUUUCAGUGGACACCCUACAGUUCCUGCUCUUCUUGUACAUACAGCAAUUAAACAAGGUCUCCCUGAGGACGUCUUUGAUUGGAGAAGAGUGGCCUAGUCCCAGAAACAAAUCUCAGUCUCCUGACAUCUCUGUAAAAUCCAACUGCCAUAAUAAGAACUGGAACGAUUACAGUCACCAGGCUUUUGUCUGUGACCAUCUGUCAGAUCUCCUUGAGCUGCUUUUAGAUCCAGAACAACUCAGUGCAUCAUCUCAUUCGACCCGUAGUAGUUUAGUCUGUCGAGAAGCUGUUGUGGCGCUCAGCUUCCUUAUUGAAGGCACAGUGAGUAGAGCUGGGAAGAUCUAUCCACUUCACGAACUUGCACUGUGGCAACCACUACAUGCAGACAGUGGCUUCUCAAAGAUGUCUAAGACUUUCUCUUUCUUCAAGCUGGAAGCCUGGUUAAGAGCCCAUUUGACUGUGAAUCCAUUUGGUACAUCUGCUUGCCUCACAUCAGGAAAGAAAUUGGCUUGGGCUCACCAAGUUGAAGGUACGACCAAAAGGGCUAAGAUUGCUUGUAAUACUCAUGUGGCCCCUAGGAUGCACCGCAUGGUGGUGAUGAGCCAGGUUCACAAGCAGACGUUGGCCAAGAGCUCAGAUACUCUGGUGGGGGCCCAUGUCAGGAUUCAUCGUUGCAACGAAUCUUUCAUAUAUCUGCUCUCUCCCUUACGAUCUGUGACAAUUGAGAAGUGCAGGAAUAGCACCUUUGUCUUGGGCCCUGUGGAGACUGUUCUUCACCUGCACUCGUGUGACAGUGUUAAAGUUAUUGCUGUUUGCCAUCGUUUGUCCAUCUCUUCUACAACAAGUUGCGUCUUUCACAUUCUGACUCCCGUGCGCCCACUUAUUCUCUCAGGGAACCAGAGUAUAACUUUUGCUCCUUUUCAUACCCAUUACCCAAUGCUAGAGGACCACAUGGCCAGGACAGGCCUUGCCACAGUGCCUAAUUAUUGGGAUAAUCCACUGGUCAUCUGCAGAGAGAGCAGUGACUCAAAUGUCUUCCAGCUCUUGCCCCCCUGUGAAUUCUAUGUAUUCAUUGUUCCCUUUGAAAUGGAAGGGGACACAACAGAGAUACCUGGGGGUCUUCCACCUGCCUAUCAGAAGGCACUGAGUCAAAGAGAACAGAAGAUCCACAUCUGGCAGAAAACUGUGAAGGAAGCUCGUUUGACAAAGGAUCAAAGGAAACAGUUCCAGCUACUUGUGGAGAACAAGUUUUAUGAAUGGUUGGUUAAUACCGGACAUCGCCAACAGCUGGAUAGCCUUGUACCCCCUGCAGUAGGCUCCAAACAAGCAGCAGGAUAGGACUCCCACAUCAGAUUGCUGGGUUCUGGACACACUGGAUGCAUGGAGGAUGGUGCUGAUUUAAAACUACACUGAGAAGGCACACCUGCUGCUUAAGAGAACUCCGGAACUUGUUCUAUAUAAGACCAUUUGUUGGUUUCCAUUCCGUACUUAACGACUAUUUGGGUUGGGUUUAAGCUAAACCUCUGUUGUGUAAACAUAUUGUUCAUACAACAACAGAAGACUCAUAUUUGUGAGGCAGGAAUGAAAAGUUGAUGAAGGCAGCCCCAUUAUAUAUAUAUGCUAAUAUUUAAAUGUUUAUAGCUAGGCACAGUGGCACACGCCUGUUAUC
Molecule: messenger RNA, 2319 nt
Organism: Fukomys damarensis (Damara mole-rat)
Lineage: Eukaryota; Metazoa; Chordata; Mammalia; Rodentia; Bathyergidae
Gene: Tbccd1
Product: TBCC domain containing 1
Exons: 9
Coding region: 315-1988 (557 amino acids)
Biological process (GO): maintenance of centrosome location; maintenance of Golgi location
Cellular component (GO): spindle pole centrosome
Source: RefSeq, a predicted model, not a curated record